AUGUCAGGAUCAGUAUGGAAUAGUAAUAGCUGGCACUGGGAAGAAAGAAAUUACAAUAAAUGGGCUGAAUCUUACAUAAAAUAUAAUUUAAGCAAUUUGAAAAUUGAAAAAGAAGAUUUAACAAUUUAUUUCGAUAAUCUACAAGUUUCAGGAAAUGCUUGUGUUUCCAUAAGAAAGGGGAAACAAAUAAAUUCUUUUGAAUAUAUUAUAAAAUUUGAAUGGUUAUAUUCAAAAAAAAAAGAAGGUAAAGAUUAUUUUGGUGGUUCGGUUGAAAUUCCGGAUUUUUCUACAUUUUCUUUAGAGGAAAAUGAUUAUGCUAUAAAUAUUGAGCGAACAGAUGAAUCGGAAAACUUAAGAUUUAUAUAUGAUAGCAUAUUAAAAAAGGAAGGCAAGGAAAAAAUUAAAGAGUGUUUAAAAAAUUUCCAGGAGGAUUUGUUAAAGCACGAUAAAAAUGAAUCUAAUAAGGAGUUAAAAAUUAAAGAGGAAGAAAAAAUUAAAUUAGAGAAUAUAAAAACAUGCAAUGAGAAGAAAACAGAAGAAGAAAAUAAAAGUAAUCAAAAUAUAAAUAAUAAUAUAAAUGAUGAAAAAAAAGAAGGUUCAGUUUGGAAUAUAAAUAAUUAUCAUUGGGAAGAGAAAUGUUUAACAAAGUGGGCUAUAGAAGAAUUACAAAAUAUUUUUAAUAAGAGUAUUAUAGAAUUAAGCAACAAUAUUUUUCUUGAAUUUUUUUCUUGUGACGUUGAAGGAGAAGCUUCAUCAAGUUUAAGAAAAAAAAAAAAAAUCUUAAUGUAUGAUUUGAAAAUUACUAGUGAAUGGAAAGCUUAUCAAAAAAAUAAAAAUCAACAAAUAGAAAUAGAAAGCAAGGGACAUGUAAGUAUAAAUGAUAUAUUGUCUGAUUUUUCUUCUGAUGAUAAUACAAAAUAUUCGUACUAUUUUAUUUUCGAUAAUAAAACAGAUGAAUAUAAUCAAAUAAAUGAUGUAAUAAAAUUAGAAGGACCAAAUAAAAUAAACCAAAUUAUUGAUGAUUUUAUUUUAAAAAUGAGAGAAAAAUAA
This is a messenger RNA of Plasmodium falciparum 3D7, 1050 nucleotides long. RefSeq names its product activator of Hsp90 ATPase (gene AHA1). Gene Ontology annotation, molecular function: protein-folding chaperone binding; ATPase activator activity. Lineage: Eukaryota; Apicomplexa; Aconoidasida; Haemosporida; Plasmodiidae. The record is from RefSeq and is a predicted model, not a curated record.